Drosophila simulans is the source of this 1472-nucleotide messenger RNA. RefSeq names its product transmembrane protein 164. The record is from RefSeq and is a predicted model, not a curated record. Lineage: Eukaryota; Metazoa; Arthropoda; Insecta; Diptera; Drosophilidae. The transcript has 4 exons. The coding region runs from base 1 to 999 and encodes 332 amino acids.
AUGGGAUGGGACUGGGCAGUCGGCGGAAUAUCCGAUGAGAUUCCGAGGACAACGGGACCAGAAUGCAUCAACUACAUGACAGAUCGACGUCGCUGGUUGGAGACGAUACUACUGUCCGCCCUCUUCAUCUUUAUAAUGCACCGCUCCUGGCAACGCCUAGCGCCGAUUAAACUUCCGCCGCCGAACGAGAUACAGAAGCCACACAGUCCUACAAGACUGUUUCUGCUUAUAGCCUUGUCAAUGAUCUUUGGCAUUGAGAUGGGCUUCAAACUCUCCGGACAGUCAAUGAUUUUCGCCUUGAAUCCAUGUCAUGUCCAGUCCUGUCUGCAGAUUUAUCUUUUGGCCGCCAAGCCGACGAAGACGACGACAGCGCUCUUUCGUAUACAGAUGAGCAAUCUGAACGGCCCAUUUCUGGCUUUUCUUUUCCCCGAGGUGGAGGGCCGGACAUAUCCCUUCGAGCAGGCCACCUAUUGGAUCCAGCAUGCACUGCUCUAUAUAAUACCGAUUUACAUUAUCCGAAGCGGAGCGUACACUGUCGAGGACCUCAGCGAGUUCCACUGGUCCCAUAUAGGUACCGCCUUCAUGCUGUUUUAUCACUUCGCUCUGCUCUCUCCGCUCUCGAUUUUUACUGGUAUCAAUCUGGACCACAUGCUCUGUGCGGCGAUGUCAGAUCCGUUCCAGGGAUCAAAUUACCGGAUAUUUGCGUGUUGCCACCAAACACUGCUCUGUCCGCUGCUGAGCAAGGGCACGGUGGUGCUGUUCGGACGCCGGAAUUGGAGCAGUAGCGGCCUGAACGGAGCGGGAAGUAUGCCGGAGACGAGGAGCGAGGCCGCCCAGUAUCACCAAUUAACUCAAGGUGACUAUGCCAUGCAGGAGGAGGCGAACUUGCGACACCGAUAUAGCAACCAGGAAGCGGUGGACGAUGGACACCCGCAUGACGCGGGCGAAAUGGCGUCCCUUACAGCGGAGUACACCAUGCCAACAACCAAGAUCGACUAGUACUUACUGCGUCUAUUAUGCCUGUCAAUUCACGAGCCACUACGGCUGCGGUCCACGUUUUGCAGAUAGCCGCAUUGCCCGAUCAUACUAAAAUAUGAAGGAUUUUGUGAGAUCUGAGAGAGGUGAAUGUAUUUAACAAAGACGUGUAGAUAAUAACAAAUAAGGCUAAUUUUCAUGCUCAUCGAGGUUAUACUUCUAAACAAAACAAACACCACUCAAGAGUUAUCGAGUUAAUUCUUACUUUGAAGAAAAAUCAAAAGUUACACCACUUCAAUGAUUAAUAAUAGUGUACGUGUCUUAAAUUGUAAGCCUAUAGCGAUCAACAGAUAAAUUCAAAAAUCAAAUCGAGCGCCAAGGGACGGGCAACUCAAAAGGUCUGUGUUCGGUCUGGCAGCACUGUCCAAGUGAACUGUGACCCGUUUAUCUGCAGCUGUUGCCGAAUCUUAAAAUAAAUAAUAAAUAGUCGAAACGGC